This is a messenger RNA of Pangasianodon hypophthalmus (striped catfish), 2853 nucleotides long. RefSeq names its product finTRIM family, member 87 (gene ftr87). Gene Ontology annotation, molecular function: zinc ion binding; protein binding. The transcript is spliced from 7 exons. NCBI's taxonomy places the organism in Eukaryota, Metazoa, Chordata, Actinopteri, Siluriformes, Pangasiidae. The record is from RefSeq and is a predicted model, not a curated record. The coding region runs from base 140 to 1876 and encodes 578 amino acids.
AUUGGUUGCUGUGAGCUGUUUUGGGUGCAACCUGGAUCGCCUUUCACCUGUGCGUCUGUUCCCACGCCCUGUGUGCGUGCGUCCGUGUGUGUGUGUGCAUAAAAGCCUCGCUCUGCUUCCCCCUUACCUGUCAUUAAAAAUGGCAGCUGCAGCUACUAUCUCGGUGGAUGAGGACCACUUCUGCUGCCCCGUGUGUUUGGAGGUGUUGAGGGAUCCGGUGACUAUUCCCUGUGGCCAUAGUUACUGCAUGGAGUGUAUUAAAGGCUACUGGAGGAAAACUGAGCACAAGUCAGGUUACACCUGCCCUCAGUGCCGGAGAGGCUUCACCCCGAGACCUGCUCUGGCCAGGAACACGGUGCUGGCAGGUCUGGUGGAGAAGCUGAGGGAGAAGCUGAGGGACGCCGAGAUCCAGGAGGCUCCUCCUGAUAAAAUGAUUGAAGUGGAGUGCGACGCGUGUCAGGGGAGAAAGCGCAGAGCUGUGAAAUCAUGUGUGAAGUGCUUGGCCUCCUAUUGCGAGACUCACCUCAAACAGCACAAGACACACAAACUAACCGACGUAACCAGACAACUGCACAAGAGAGUGUGUAAUCAGCAUGGCCGGCUGUUCGAGCUUUACUGUCGCACAGAUCAACAGCUCACCUGCCCUCUUUGCGUGACGGACGGACACAGCGGACAUCACACAGUGCCAGCUGUCGAGGAGAGGACUGAAAAGCAGAGGCAGUUAGAAGAGGCCUUGAGAAGAUCGAAACAGAGGAGCAAGGAGAAAGAGAAGGAGCUUAGGAAUAUCAUGAAAUACCUCAAGCGCUCAGCACAGGCCGUGGAGGAAGACAGUGAGAAAAUCUGCACCAAGCUGCUGCGCUCCAUCGAGAGGAAACACUGCGAGGUUAAGGAGCUGCUCAGAGCUGAAGAGAGAGCCGCACUGGCCCAAGCUGAGGGACUGCUCGAGCAGCUGGACCAACAAACUGAAGACACCAGGAGGAAAGAAGCCGAGCUGGAGCUGCUCUCACACACUGACGAUCAUAUCCACUUCCUGUUGAAAUGCAAGCCCCUUUUCGUUCCUGCUGAUCCUGAUGAGCUGCCCGGUGUUGACGUCCACCCAUACUUCUCACUGAUGGUCCUGAGGAGAGCCAUCACAGAGCUGAGAGAGCGAGUGAACGAUGUGUGCGACAGGGAGUUAGCCAGGAUCUCGGAUUUAAUUAAAGAUGAGCAGAGUCUGUCGGCUGAAAGCACUUCCCCUGUCCCUGUAUGUCCUGAAAUAGUUUCUCCUGUGAAAAGUGUGGACCAAACACAAAGCGAGCCAAAGACCAGAGCCGACUUUUUACAGUUCUGCUGUGAGGUGACGUUGGACCCAAACACUGCCAACUCCUACCUCUGCCUUUCAGAGGGGAACCGGAAGGUCAGCACCUGCUACGAGUCCCAGUACUAUCCGGAACAUCUGGAGAGAUUCAGUGGCUGGGCUCAGGUGCUGGCCAGGGAGGCCGUCUCCACGCGCUGUUACUGGGAGGUGGAGUGGAGCGGCAGUGGUAGGAUCGGUAUCGGAGUUUCUUACAAAGGGAUUAACAGGCAUGCUGGGAGCACUGACGGAAAACUGGGCUGCAAUUCCAAAUCAUGGAUUUUGAACCUUUCCGAUGGCCAUUGUACAUUUCAGCACAAUAAAACCAAGCUGGAGAUCCCAUCUCCUAUUUCAGCCAGGAUAGGAGUGUAUGUAGACCACAAGGCAGGGAUUCUAGCCUUCUAUUGCAUCUCUCCGAGAAGGGACUCUAUGACCUUGCUGCACAGGAUACAGACGACUUUCUCCCAGCCUCUGUACCCCGGAUUUUGGCUUGGCCUUGGUUCCACACUCAAACUGUGCUCCAUACUUAACUUCACAGCUUAGAGAAGGGGGAAUCCACAAAGCAUCUUAUGCUAGCAAGUGGACUUGUGGUACCUUUACUAUUUAAAACCAAAUGUGUUCAGAUUUACAUAGGAGACUGGUCUGGCCAGGUCGUAUUCCUGAACUGACCCACAGGCUAGAAAACCAAGAAGUGAAUAAAAGUAUUAUUUGAAGGUAAUCAGUAAGCUUAGGUAGCUAACUGAUGUAAACAUGACAGCUGUUUAAACUUGGCAACUUGCAUGAAUUUUGCAAGAUCUGACAGCAUGUUUACCAAGUAGCCAUAAUCAAAGCCAUCCUAGAAGAAAUCCCAUUGGUGAAAAUUGAUGACAGAUAUAAGGUGCAGUUAAAGAUAUUAGGUGCAAUUAACAUCAGAUUUUGGUCCAAAUCUAAAUUGAAAAACAUCAGAUUUAAUGUGAUUUUUGUUGUUCACAUGGCCAUAAAAAGGAAAUCUAUAUAAUAUAUGAAGGAGAAAAGCCUCAGAUUUGGGUGAGGCAUGAAACUAAAAAAAAUUAUCAGACACCAAUAUGAAAAGGCUCAUGUCUUCAAGGACAAACAUCAUGCCACUCAUUCAACGAGCUUCAUCAGUUGUAUUAAGAUCCGACACCAUGUUUACCACAUAGUCAUAACCAAGGCCAUCUGGAAUUCCCAUCGGCGCAAAUUGAUGACAAAGAUUAGAUGCAAAUGAAUGGACAUGAAAGUCAAUACUUUUGACCUGAUCAUUCAUCUUGAAGUUGCAUUGCCAUGCAUCAGAUUUCAGGAACAGCUGUGGUCCAAAUCAGAACUGAUUUUCUUUCACACAGUCAUAAAAAAAGGAAAUCUGUAUCACAUUUGUGGGGGGAAACAACUCAGAUUUCAGUGAAGUGUGAAAUCAUAAUAAAUAUCUAACUAACCUUAACAGGCUAAUCUCUUUAAGAAUAAACGUCUUUUCGCCUUGAAGAUGUUUUGCCACGCCAGAGGUGCCAACAUUGCUAAGAAGAAAA